Molecule: messenger RNA, 1692 nt
Organism: Symbiodinium necroappetens
Lineage: Eukaryota; Dinophyceae; Suessiales; Symbiodiniaceae
Source: the annotation of a GenBank genome assembly
AUGGUGGAAUUCCAGAGAGAGUCGUUGCAGGGAGUCUUGGGUGAAAUCGAGAGGCUCCUCGUAAAGCUGCUGGCGGAUUGUGAGAGGAACGCGAAAGAGGAGGCUGUGGGCUGCGCGGGCUCUGCGGGCUCUGCCUGCCACAGCAGCUCUGGGGAGCCCUCGCCCCUCACUGCAUCCGAGCCACCGAUUCUAUCAACAAAAGAAUCCACCGGUGACGGUUUUCAUCUGGCGGAGAGGCUUCAGAAAGUGCCAAGUCCGAAGUCCGAGCCUCCUCCUCUGAACUGCUCCUCCCCGAUGGCCGCUCAGUUCAAGGACAGUCCCUGCAGGAGGUCCAUGCGCUCUGUGAACAUCGUCGAUGAUCUCGUAGAGAUCGAGAGCGCGAGCGAGGAAUCCCUGGAGGCGUUUGAGCUCAACGAUUGUUGGACUCAAAUUCAGGACAACACCCACAUGAGCAGGAUGACCCGGAGGGCCUCCGUGGCAAUGACGCACACGCAGAACACCCAGACUGUUCAUCUCGUACCCGUGUCCCAGAAGAAGAGGUGUAUGGGCCCUUUUGUGAAGAUCUGGGCCGGUCUCUUCCUUUCCGUGAUCCUGCUAGAGGUGGUAAGAUGGCCUCUGAUCGCCUUUGAGGGCAAGUAUGCGUUGGCUAACGACCUCUCAAUAACCGCCUUCCAGUUUUUGAGCAUUCCCGUCUCGGCCACGAUCGCCUGGUGUGCAACGGACACCUGGCGGCGAGUGCUGGCCUUUGCUCUCUUGGAGGUUCUUCUCAUCACAACCCAGUGUGUCGACGUGCUCCUGGGUGCAAACUCUGCAUGGCUCCGCAGCGUGCAGCUCCUUCGAUUACUGCAGUUGCCCAGGCUCUUCGUCAUGUCCGGUUGGUCGAGGUACCUGCAUGUAUAUUUGGUGCACACCAGUCGCGAGAUGCGAGCCGUGUUGAACCUUUUCCUGGCGGGCCUGAUGCUCUGCCUAUUCCUGCACCUUUUAACCUGCCUGUGGUUUUUCGUCGGGCAGCACGGUGGCUGGGUGCAAUCUGAGACCUACGACAUGGACUUUACGGCGAAGUAUAUGACGAGCCUGGAGUUUGCACUUUCCCGUAUCCCUCCUUCUCGCAUGUCCGAGAACAUGCUGCUGAAGCUCCAGUCAGAACGGGUGGUCGCGCUUUUGGCCACAGGGCUCACGAUCUUGUUUGGGUCCAUUUUCACCUCAAUUGUUACCAACGACAUCUCCGACGUGCGGCGCGUCCGUCGGUUGCAGCGCGAGGCCGAAUACCAGGUGUUUGAUUUCAUAGCAGCCUUCCCGGUACCGUGGGAGCUCGAGCUGCAACUGAAGGAGUACCUCAAGCGGAACCGCUCCACGAUCCAGUUGCCUCGAAAGCAGGACAUGGCGUCGUUGCUCCCGGAGUACCUUUUCAACGAGCUCUGUCGUGAGGCGAUGGCGCCUAUCAUCGCGAACCACAGCUUUCUCCAGAGUUUGGGCAUGCGCUUCGCAGCCUUCCAGCAUGACUUGUGCUUGAAGGGCUUUACCGAUUGGAACGUGUCCAACCAGGAGAUCCUUUUCUCCCCCGGGCCCAAAUGUGAGCACAUGCUCUUCGUGGCUUACGGGACCGUGGGUUACAUGUGCAAGGCCGGGGCGGCUGAUUUCCAAGACCUUUACUUUCGAUGCUCCCGGCUUUCACUGGGCACGUAUACGUGA